Messenger RNA from Colletotrichum truncatum, 957 nucleotides. RefSeq lists its product as uncharacterized. The record is from RefSeq and is a predicted model, not a curated record. Lineage: Eukaryota; Fungi; Ascomycota; Sordariomycetes; Glomerellales; Glomerellaceae.
AUGUCACUGGAACUGGGGAUCCGCGCUUCGAUCUACACUCUCUGCUUGGCAUCUGGUAUUCUCAAGACCGUAGUCCAAAUGAUCACUUCCGAGAAGAACUACUCCGAGUUUUGUCAGGCUGUCAACUCGGCGCUGCAACUUCAGGGCCUCGCACUGCUUUGUACCGCCAUUUACCAAACUUUCAAACGCCAACUCACGUUGUUCCACGCCAUUUGCGUGCUGCAUCUCCUCUCGUUGCUCGGUUUCGGCCUUGUCGCGCAGCGGCGAUAUCAAGGCGGCGGGCUCAAUCGCUGGCUUGUCCUGGCCGUCUUUCGAGUCAUCAUCGCCUCUGCCUUCACGGCGCUUACGGCGUACAUCUGGAUAACCGCGCCGACUUACGGCAGCCAGCCCGACUGCAACGCCUCGACUGUCUACGUUGUCUUCGGCGUGAGCAUAAAUGCCACCAACCAAGUGUUCCGCUAUGUGAUCCUGGCGUUGAUGGCAUGCAUGGCUUUCGGAUGGGUCAUGAGCAUGGUCAUCUACGCUGUCAUGGCGCAGUGCUGGUGCGGCGGGGUGAGUUCGGGCAUGAGAUGGGCGAAGCAGGCGAACCCGGACCUCGAGACGUUGAAGAACGUCAUGGGCCGUAUCAAGGUGUCAGACCCCAAGUACAAGAGGAAUGCUUUGGGCGGACAGGUGGUGCAGCCGUUGAUCCAUACGGGAAUCAACGUGUACAUGAUUGUCACGUUGGAGCAGAUUGUCACGCGCAAUCAUGUUUCGGCGGAGGAGAAGGACUGGACUUUUGGACAGGUCUUGGCGAUUUUUGUGUUGCUGGGGGUCGUGGUUGAGGUGGUCAACAUUUUGCUGCCAAAGCUGGAUGGUUAUGUGCGAGAAACGCCAGCACAAAACGAGAUUGAAAUGGUUCAAAUACGGAAUGGAGGGGAUAGAAGGCUUCUGGAAGACAGACCGCCGUCUAAUUAA